Messenger RNA from Ramularia collo-cygni, 1623 nucleotides. RefSeq lists its product as uncharacterized. The coding region runs from base 1 to 1623 and encodes 540 amino acids. The transcript has 3 exons. NCBI's taxonomy places the organism in Eukaryota, Fungi, Ascomycota, Dothideomycetes, Mycosphaerellales, Mycosphaerellaceae. The record is from RefSeq and is a predicted model, not a curated record.
AUGGCAGUGUUCAAAUGCGUUGGGCUUCUGGCCAGCGGACUGUUAUGUGCAGCAGCUCCGCAACCUCAGAUCGCAGUCCGGCACGAGUCGACCAUCAGUGUCGCUGAUGAAGCCCCCUCCACGGCYGCCGUUCCUCUCAAUCACUUCAUGUCCUACUCGAUCGAGUUCUCGUCAUUCCCGGACUUUGCGGGCAACAUCUCCCACCCCAACACCUUCUCUGACAAUCUUCUCAACAAUCUCGCCUCCUUCGCCGGCACCAAACCGAUCAUCCGCGUUGGGGGCAACACUCAGGACUUUGCAGUCUUCAACGCCACCCAGACCGAAGCGUUUAUCGGCAGCUUCAAUCCGAUCCUCUCGGAGGAUUAUCCAACAACCAUCUCCUUCGGACCGGCCUACUUCGAGUCAUACAAUACAUGGCCUGACGUUCAAUUCGUCCACGGCUUCAACCUCGGAGGGAACAGCACAUCAGAAAGACAGGCAUUGAUCGAAUCUGUUCCAUAUGCGUGUAAGGCGCUCUCUACUGGAAAUCUACUGCAUUGGGAGCUCGGUAACGAGCCUGAUCUAUUCAAUUCGACCAAUGCUGCUUUUGCCAAGAGGCCAGCGACCUGGGGUAACGAGGAAUAUGUCGAUGAAUGGCGCAACUGGACCAGUGCAAUUGAUUGUGCCUUGCGAGAGGCGUGCCCCGAGCUUCCCAUCUCCUACUACGCGCCUUCUUUUGCUGGAUAUAGCAAUGGACUUGAUGGCGUGAAAGUUUGGGAGCUGGGAAUAAAUUCUGACAAAGACAUUGCCUUCAUGAGCUCUCACAACUAUGUCAGCGGCGCACCAGUGCCGGGCGUUACUCUGCAGGGAACGCUGAUGAACCACACAUCCAGCGUUGUCUCCAUCAACAAGCAGCUUGAUAUUGCCAGACAGCUCGCCAAUCUUCCCGAGGAGAUGAAUGCCGACCUUCCAUUUAUCCUCGGUGAACACAAUUCGUUGUACCGACAGGGCCGGCCCGGUCUCUCCAACACAUUCGGUGCUACGCUCUGGGGCGUCGAUUUCAACCUGUACUGUGCUGCAAGUAACAUUCGGCGUGUGCAUAUGCACAUGGGUACAAACUACCGCUAUCAAUCCUGGCAGCCCAUCUCCACAGACAAAGACUCCAUUGGCACCAAAGCACCGUACUACGGCAACGUAGCUGUUGCAGCCUUCAUCGGCGAUGUUGAAGCAGCGCCCCCAAGCAUUGUGAACAUUCCCCUGGCGGAUGAGAAGGAAGCCGCAUAUGCGUCGUACGUUGAUGGCAAGCUGGCAAAAAUCAUUGUCAUCAACAUGAUGGCUUACAAUGCUACGGAUUAUAACAAAGAGUUCAUCACCGGCUUUCCAAGGCCGGUUGUGGACUACUCGUUCCAACUUGGGAGUGCGCUGGCAGGGAAGACGGCUUCUCUACAGCGUCUCAAUGCCAAUGGAAGUGAUGCCAUCUCAGGAGUGACAUUCGAUGGGUACAGCUAUAACUUUGAGCUGGACGAGGGCAAGCCAGUGCUGCUGCAGAAUGUUACGCGAGGAGAACAAGUCUGCGCGGACGGCAAUGGGCUGGUGAGUGUUAGUGUGCCGUGGAGCAGUGCGGUGAUCUUGGAGCUGGAUUAG